CAAGCCUACUCCAGAACAAUGGACGAGGGGGAGUCAACUGUAGAGGUUCUAAUCCGAAAAGGCAAACGGGCAGCUGCCUGCUACCUUCAGUCACAAUGCCAGCCUGCACGCCAGCUGAACGAACUGCUAGACGCAAUCCUCGACCCCCUGAAACCAAUAGAUAUGUGGGACACGGUCGAUUGGUGUCGUUGGCUAAUGGCUGGGGGGAAGACACCAGAUGAAUUUGCUAACACAGUUCGUCGAUACAACAACGCGACAACAUGUGGCCUUGUAUGGACAGCCAAUUUUGUGGCCUAUCGCUGCCGGACUUGCGGCAUCUCUCCAUGCAUGUCACUAUGUGCCGAUUGCUUCCGAUUAGGCAAUCACGAGGGCCAUGAUUUCAAUAUGUUCCGGUCACAGGCGGGCGGCGCGUGUGACUGCGGCGAUCCGAAUGUCAUGAAGGCAGCAGGCUUCUGUUCGCACCACGGUCCCUCAACGGUUCGGUCGCAACAGGCAGGCUCAUCAAAUGCUGCCGUACCGACCGCGCCCCCACCAGAACUCCUCUCCAUUGCUCAGCUGAUGAUGCCACGUCUUAUAAUGCGUCUUUUGCAACAUCUACGUGCAAGUUGUUCUAUGCCUUCGGGUGACACGCGAGAAGAACAAAGCUUGCAAAUUAGCAGAGCCGAUCAAUUUCUAGAGAUGUUGCAGAAUCUGUCUGCUUUAGGGGCACCAAUGCGACUAGUGAUGACGCAGACCUUGACGAAUCCGUUGACGUACCAACAGCUGACUCGGGAGAGAAACGAAAAUUACGAAUCAGCCAAACAAAGCUUGAAGAACUGGGAUUGUCAAAUGUAUACAGAGGUGCGAGCCCUAAAGCCUAGUCUUGUGCACGAAACAUUUCUAGAGGAACUAGUGUUCUGGAUGGCCAAGUAUGAAUUUCCUCAAAAACUGACCUGUCUCCUUCUGAGUAUGCUUCCUGAGCACGAGUACAAGCUCCAAUUUACACGUACGUUUGUCGAUCAUUACCCACGUAUUUCGUACAUGCUCACACAGUGUCAGGACAGCGAAACGUUGAGCAAUCGGGUCGUACACGUGUCAGUACAGCUGUUCUCUAAUGAAGGCCUCUCACUUCAACUUGUGCAUGAAGCGCAGCUUCUGCACGUAAUGGUCAUCUCGAUGAAGGCCAUGAUGAAAAAGAUUCUUCUGCAGUCAACUCUACAAGACCCUGACAAGAAUUUACACUAUGUCAUUAACUGUGGCCAUCAAAUCACCAAGCAGCACUGUUACUGGCCAUUGGUGUCUGAUCUAAACAACAUAUUAACGCAUAAGCGUGUUGUGCUAGAAUUUCUCCGUGAUACGAACCUCUUGGACGUAUGGUUUCGGCUCCUCAGCAUGUAUCAAGGCAUGAAUGUCCACCACCGAGAGACUGAACGCCAUGUGGAGUUCGAACCGAGCACGUAUUACGCCGCAUUUUCAGCCGAGCUCGAGGCUAGUGCUACACCAAUGUGGGCUUUCCUACAGCCUCUAACAGAUGAGGAAACCAUUUCACUAAGCGUCUCCGUUCUGCGCCAGUGUUCGUUGGCCCUAGAAGACUUCUUCGAUAUGAUUGGUUUUGGAGACGGAGAUCGCCCCAAGCCGGAUCAAGUCACUUUUCAUCUUCCGCUACAUCGCUAUCUGGCGACGUUUUUGCGUAAUGCGGUGUUUUCACAAGGCUGCGCACUGGACGAUCUCCUUGUUAAAGCGAGCAUGGAAGAAAAGCCAUUCCUCGAAUGCCUCAUGGCUCAUCCGCUACAGACGAUCGUCUCGUUUUACGAGAUAAUGGUUGCUAAUAUGUGGGUGCGAAAUGGACUACAGAUGAAAGGUCAAGCGAUGACGUACAUUCAAAGCCACUUCUGCAAUUCGAUGGUCGAUCCCGAUAUCUUCUUGCUACAGCUGUGUGCCACACGCCUUAAUAUUAACUGGUAUCUUUCAACUAUCAUCGAGCGGUUCCGCGUCGGCCCAGCACUUACGUUGGCUGCCGAUCCCCCAACAAGCUCCGACGCUGGCGGAACAGGCGGUGGACCCGAUGAGAAACAGUUGGCCAUGCUGCAUUCGCUGUUAACGUUUCUAGCAACACUGCUUAGUGUUCGCACGAUGCUGGGAGGGUCCGAAGACGAGUGCACUCGUGAAGAAAUGGUUUCAUUGUUGUGCAUGUCAGAUCGGAAACACUCACAGUUGAUCGACUUGUUGCCAGAAAAAAGCGGUCAAUAUGGUGUAAGCAUGGCUAAUCUUGAGCGACAUAUGAGCGCCGUGGCGGAUUAUAAGGCGCCCAACUUUGAACUAGGGGGACACAUGAUUCAGGGAACAUACACGCCAAAGCCGAUUGUAUGGCAGACGAUGUUUGAUCCUAUUCAUACACUUCUUCGGUCCGUUCACCGAAAGGACUAUCAAGCGGCGUUAGACCGCUUUGCUGCUCACACGGGUGUGAAGAAUUGCUGGCCGCCCUACAGAAUUCCUUCGGGUGUUCACGAAAGAUUUGAGGAUCCCCGUAAACUCUUAUUUUGCUCAACAUUGUACGGGCUAAUCUUCGUCAUUCUGCAUAAAGCUGUUGGUGGAAGCGAGGAGAUUAGUGAACAGAUUUUAUCGUUGGCUGUCUAUCUUCUUGAAAUGGCUGUUGAAUUCCAUUCAAAGGACACCUGUACGCGAUGCGCAAGCUGCGAAGGCUCGUUAAUUGCCGACAACAAGGAGCUGGAGGUGGAUGAAGUCAGCGAUGGCGCAGAACACUUUUCGUUCUGGUACCCGACAGGUUGUCCGAUUGUGGCCAGUCUGACGCUUAUCAAAAGCGUAGAACUCGCGAACACCGCAGACGACACCUCGGACGCCACAUCCACUGUGCUUAGAAAUACAUCCUCGUCGAUGGAACUCGACGUAGUAACAGAGGUGGCAGUUUCGCGUGAGGCCGAGCCCGUUGACGUCUGUCCAGACAUUGUUCGGGCGGCGUUACGCAAUAUGGCUGGCUUGAUGUCACUCGAACAGCAUCAUCCGCAACAACGUCAACUUCAAGAGCAAAAUCAGGCUGGUAGCAGCAGCAAUAGCGGGAGUAGUUCGAGGAGCUUGAGCACCGCGCCGCGUCCACGACCAUGGGAUAUGGAGCUAAACGACGAACGAACCCAGUACGCAUUGCUUCCGAGGCGACCUAGAGAAAUGCUGCCGGCGUCGUUACGCAACCUUAACAGGAUGGUGCAGUCCGCAAUCUGCGCAAUGGAGACGGAUGAUAACGAGCUUGACCUCGAAGAGGACGCGACGAUGGCAUCUUUGCCAGCUCUGGCAGCUCACCUUCAGUUAAUAGCGGUCAAUGAGAGUAUCAUUUCACUACUGCUUAAAUUGCAUCAUAAGCUUGGCUCCGAUGCCAAGUCUCGGAGUGAACAAGGUCAAAGGCGUUCCGUGUACCGUACGCCGCAAGAGCUUGGCCAGGUGUCUGUCCCGAGCUGUCGCAUUGGUGACGGCGUCCAUUUCAUCGGUCUUUUACUAGAUCGCUUCUGUCUAUCCCAUGCCUCGGUGGAAGCACGGGUUCGAGCUGUUCGGGACAGUUUGUGGCCUACGGAAACAAUAGGUGGAGCUCGCGCCGCAGCAGUUGAAUGCGCCGAACAGCAACAGCGUGAAGAACGACGCCGCAGAGCUAAAGAGCGGCAGCAGAAGCUUAUGCAGGAGUUUGCCAAUCAGCAGAGGUCGUUCAUGAAGAAAUGUGGCGAGAUGCUGAACGAUGAUAAGGAGGCGGCAACAGAUAAGGACAAAGAGGGCACGCUUCAUCAUAGUGAUGAGUUUGAGUGUGUUAUCUGUAGUCAGACGUCUGCGAGUACCGUCGAUCGACCAAUCGCCAUGGUCGUACUAUUACAAGCAUCAAGCGUGUUGGGACAUGCCCGACCGGCCGACGAGGCUAUACUCAAUUUACCCUGCAGCGACCUCGAGAUCCUGCCGUCAAUUUUUCCGUGCCGGUCAAGCCGCGGCAGUUAUUCAUCCCAGCGGUUGGAUGAGCUCGCCAGAUAUUUCGCCACGUCUAGCUUAUAUCACUCGGCCAACAUCGGUUGGGAGGGUGGCGUUGUGGUGCAAACAUGCGGUCAUUAUCUUCAUGUCGACUGCCACAAAUCCUAUAUGCUCUCACAACGGAGUCAGCAGCAAGAUAGUGGUAGGGCUCAGCAAACGUUGGCCCCUGACCGUGGCGAAUAUCUCUGCCCGUUAUGUCGGCAGCUCGCAAACUCCGUGCUACCAGUCCACCCAAGCACUGGCAAUCAUCAAACUAUCGUGCAGUGCCAGUCGCGCACACAUCGCAACGUGGCCACCGAGAUAAGCGGUUUGAUGGCCUGCUUGCCAACUCCUCCAUCAGGUAUCCUCAGCCUCAUGUCCUCAUUUAUCGAGGACCUAACAAAUGCGAUCUUCGUCGAAUACCACACCCUCGGCAAUCGACGCAUGACCUAUCCGUUUAGUUUAAUCGUGUGCUCUGUGGCUCGUACAAAUCUUGAAAUCGAUCUAUUGCAUCAGGGCGGAAAACUAGCCGGUGCUGUCGCCCCGCCGGGCACGUCUGUAGCCGCUACGGCGGCAAGCCCGCCAAAAAAAAGCUGUUUUGCUCCAUUGUUCCACGCGCUCGGAUUGAACCUCAAGCGGGCGUUGACGGAUACGUCUCAAGCUCGUUUGUGGCAUUCUUUGACUGGACUUCCCGACGAAAAAACUUCUUGUGAGGUGACGCCCGUAACACAAGAUGUGCCAUUCCUCAUCAGGGAUAUUACCGCCGUUCUGAUUGAACUUCUGCUCAGUCUACCACUCAACCUUGACAAGGCAUACUUUACGUGCGUGGUUCGAGUUUUGUACUCCUUGGCAGUGACACAAGCUGUUUGUCGUGCAACCUGCCGCAUAUCGAGAGAAGAUCGUCUAGAGCUACGAGCGCGUCUCGAGGGCGAAAAGAGCUCGUCGUAUUCGCAAUUAAUUGGUAUCAUAAUUGACACACUGGAGAAAGUUUCGCUGUACGCUUACGAGGAGGAAGAACAGGGCUUGGAUGGACAUAGCUUUGAAAGUUAUGUCGAACGAAGCGUAAUGCCAUUCCUCCGUAUUGCCGCAAUUCUUGAAGCGCAUCUAUUCUCCGAACAACUUCCUGGCCCCUCGGACAGGCCGGAGCUCGAUGUCCUAGCCAACUUUCUUGGUCUAAGCUCCGCCCUCCCAAAUACUGCUUCAAAGUUGUCAAAGCCAAUGGAGACAGGCCCAUCGACCGCUGCGGGCACACCGUUUCCCGCUGGGGCGUCAAAUACAAAUGUGCUGAAGCUUGUACAAUGGGUAUCCGAUCCUGAUCUUUUGGUAUAUACCUGGUGUCUCGAAAUUGGCGAGUUUCUCGAAAGGAGCCGCUCUUCGGCUCGAUUCCUUCUAGUUGAUCAGCCGCUAGCGUGGAGACAGCCUUACUUGCUUCGCCUGCCCCGAAAUUACUCAACUUUAUUCGAGUACUACCAUAAACGAGCAUGUACUGUUUGUCAGAAUGUGCCACAAGACCCAUCCGUGUGCCUUGCCUGUGGUACGAUCGUAUGUUUGCGCGAGGGAUGCUGUCGUAGGCAGGAAACAUCAAACUUCGAGGCAGUCCAACAUUCAAUCGAAUGCGGAGCCGGUACCGCUGUAAUGCUCGCAGUGUACUCAACGUCCAUUAUUGUUAUCCGUGGCAAGCGAGCAUGUCUCUGGGGAAGUGUUUAUCUGGAUUCGUUCGGAGAGGAAGACCGAGACUUAAAGCGCGGUAAGCCGCUGUACCUGAGCGAGGAUCGUUACGGAUUGCUUCAACACCAAUGGAUGACUCACUCGUUUGAUCACUGUGCCCACAAACGAUGGGUUUGGCACAAGGAUAAUCUAUGAAAAUCAUAGAUGGCAGAACUGAACUUGAACAAAAAGCAUAACAAACACGCAUGUGUCACGCUCGUGAUGGUCGCGUCAUCUUCCGUUUUCAAUCUUUUUUGCGCCAACUCCAAAUGAAGGACGGCGGCUGAGGCCAAGCGACAAAGUGGACGAAAAGAAAUCUGCAGCAAAAAAAUAUCGAACAUUAAUAAAUAAUAGAAAACUUGUCGGCA
Molecule: messenger RNA, 6056 nt
Organism: Varroa destructor (honeybee mite)
Lineage: Eukaryota; Metazoa; Arthropoda; Arachnida; Mesostigmata; Varroidae
Gene: Ubr3
Product: Ubr3 ubiquitin ligase
Biological process (GO): protein ubiquitination; ubiquitin-dependent protein catabolic process via the N-end rule pathway
Cellular component (GO): cytoplasm; ubiquitin ligase complex
Molecular function (GO): zinc ion binding; ubiquitin protein ligase activity
Source: RefSeq, a predicted model, not a curated record